Messenger RNA from Penicillium subrubescens, 216 nucleotides. RefSeq lists its product as uncharacterized. Lineage: Eukaryota; Fungi; Ascomycota; Eurotiomycetes; Eurotiales; Aspergillaceae. The transcript is spliced from 2 exons. The record is from RefSeq and is a predicted model, not a curated record. The coding region runs from base 1 to 216 and encodes 71 amino acids.
AUGUCCAGCCCUUGGGCUUUCAUGCGUUCCAACGCACGAAACUCGCUCGAAUUCGAGGAGGCUCUUGCUACCAGGUUGCCCCCUGUGUUUAUGUGGGUAUUUCGCCUCAAAGAGCUUGUCCUCAGCCAGACCAGGGUAUUUGUAACUCGACUUGUAUUGUUUGGCGACAGAGAGUUCCUGGAGCCCCUUGAGAUGAUGUGCACUAUGUUCCUGUAG